This is a messenger RNA of Bactrocera tryoni, 1145 nucleotides long. Its product is annotated as mitochondrial inner membrane protease ATP23 homolog. Gene Ontology annotation, biological process: mitochondrial proton-transporting ATP synthase complex assembly; mitochondrial protein processing. Gene Ontology annotation, cellular component: extrinsic component of mitochondrial inner membrane. Gene Ontology annotation, molecular function: metalloendopeptidase activity. The coding region runs from base 57 to 875 and encodes 272 amino acids. The record is from RefSeq and is a predicted model, not a curated record. The transcript is spliced from 3 exons. NCBI's taxonomy places the organism in Eukaryota, Metazoa, Arthropoda, Insecta, Diptera, Tephritidae.
UAUUGUUAUUUAACUUCUAAUAGGGUCUUCAAGUUUUUUUACCGGUUUAUUUAGCUAUGGGGCUAUUUGCAAAAGUUGAAGCCAAAGCAGAAAAGGAACCUUUGGUGGAUGCUGCUAAAGAACCAGUGGGUAACGCUAAGCAAACAAAUGAAAAUGGCAAUUCAAAUGGCUCCCAAACAAAAGAAUGGGGUUAUGAUUUGUAUCCAGAAAGAAAGGGUGAAACAUAUAAACCAAAGUGGUCGAAGAUACUUUUGGGUAUGGAGGGCCGUGAAAAUAUUGACAAGGUAAAAUGUGAACGCAACGUGUACUGGUGUGUAAAAAACAGCCCCUUGGUCAAACUUAUGAUGGGAGCCCUUCGAAGUUCCGGCUGUCCAAUCGAUCUUCGACGCCAUAUAUCUUGUGAAGUUUGUGAUACCACCGUAACUGGUGGUUAUGAUCCUGUCAUGAAUCAAAUAGUUGUGUGCCAAAACAUGGCUCGCAAUGAAGGCAUGGUUCAAGGUGUACUUACACAUGAAAUGAUACAUAUGUUCGAUUAUUGCAAUAAUGAGUUGGACUUUCGAAAUAUCGACCACUUAGCAUGCACUGAAAUUAGGGCGGCUAAUUUGGCGCAUUGCUCCUUUCUCAGCGCUAUGAUGCAAGGUGAUGCUUCAAUAUUUGACAUAAAACAGGCGCACCAGAACUGCGUAAAAACAAAGGCUCUGCAAUCUGUUUUGGCGGUACGUAAUGUAACAAAACUUGAAGCUAUUGAGGCGGUUGAACGUGUAUUUCCAAAAUGCUACGCAGACCUGGAACCAAUCGGUCGGCGUAUACGACGGAAUUCACCCGAUCAACAUAGAGCCUACAUGGAAGGUCCAAUGUAUGGCUAUGAUAUUUAGCAGGCUCUGACGAUGAACCGGACUCAGAUGAAGUAGAGACGGUCGACGUAACAACGGCAGCGGAUGCUGAAAUUUUAACCUGAACUAGCCAUGUACAUACAUAUAUAUAAGUAAAUUGCAGUUUUAAUUCUUUAAAACGCAAUACAAAAGUUCUUGUUAAAUAUUAUUGUAUUAAUUUUUAAUUAUGAAUAAUUGAAUAAUACAAUGUUUUUGUUUAAAACUUUAAAAAUAAAGGGAUGUGAUUGAUAACUUCAGUACCCAAUGAAAUUA